CUCAUCACCAUCAUCAUCAUGGUCAUCAUAAUGUCAAUAAUCAGGAUCAAUCCUUGUCAUCGAAAACAAAGAUGACAACGGUGAAACCGACAACACAUACGACAUUAACCUCUGAUACAACAACCAAUAGCUGCAUUAUAUCAUCAUUCGAAUAUUCACCGGCACUACCACCUAUAGGCGGCAAUAAAACAAUUGAAUCCCAUAGUGUUGAUAACCAACUGUCUGAACAAAAGCAGCAACAACGACAACAAACGGAACUAGAGAAAACAAUGGCCGAAUCGAUGAUUUUAUCACAAUCAUCAUCGGUUUCAAUGGUUCCACCACCUGUUUCUUUUAAUAAAUUUCAAACAGUAGCAACGACAACAACAACAGCCACAUCGCCAUCAUCAACCCCAUCAUCACCAUCAUCGUCAUCGAUUAGCGCGACGAAUGAUAAAAUUGGUAGUGAUUCUGGUGUUGUACUAUCAUCUUCUUCAUCAUCUUCUGAUUCUGGUCUGAAUACUUCAAGUAAUCAACAAAAACAACAGCAAAGUUCUUCUAUUUCAACGAACAAAACAAAAUCCUCAACAACAACAUUUCAUCAUCAAAAUCGACAACAUCGAUCAUCACAACAUCUUCAUUUUAAAUCGGCAAAAUAUUCAUCAUCAUCAUCAUCAUUGAAAAUCAAUCACCAUCACCACCACCAUCAUCAUCAUCAUCCACAUUCAACAAAUUUAAAUAAAUCUCAGACACAAUCUUCUUCGACGAAACCCUUGUUUGCAUCAUCAUCUUCUUCAUUAUCAUCAUCAAUGAAUAAUUCUUCAACAACACUAUCAUCAUCAACAUCAGCAUCAUCAUUAUCGUCUUCAUCAUCAUCACCAGAGAAUUUAGUCAAUGUGAAUGAUAAUCAGCCAUCGAUAAUUACCGAACAACAACAACGAUCUACAACAAAGACAUCAAUAAUAAAUAAAGAGAAUAAAAAUCAAAAAGAUGCUGAUAAUAGACAAACGUUAAUAGAUGCUGAUGAAACAACGGAAAACAAGGACAAAGAUAAUAUUAGUGAUUUAGAUGUUGAUGAUAAUGAUAAUGAUUAUAAUGAUGAUGGUGAUGUCGACGAAAACGACGAUGAUGAUGAUGGCGACAAUGAU
Molecule: messenger RNA, 1127 nt
Organism: Dermatophagoides farinae (American house dust mite)
Lineage: Eukaryota; Metazoa; Arthropoda; Arachnida; Sarcoptiformes; Pyroglyphidae
Source: RefSeq, a predicted model, not a curated record